AUGCCGGUGUACAAGAUACUGGUGACGACUGGAGAUAUGCCGUUUGCUGGAACAUGGGACUCGGUCUACGUGACACUGGUGGGGUCUGAGGGACAGAGCAAGAGAACGGAACUCAACAACAUCGGAUUUGACUUUUCACGAGGAAAAGCAAGAUCAUACACUCUGAAACACGACUUCUCUCUUGGGAACCUUCUGCUGCUCACAGUAGCAAAAGACCCAUUCUUUAUUUUCCCAGAAGACAAGUGGUACUGCUCCAAAAUUCUGGUGACUACGCCUGAAGACAACACCAUCCUAUUCCCCUGUUACAGAUGGAUAUCGAGAGGAGAGCUGGUGGAGCUGCGAGGAGGCAAAGCAACACUGAUUUAUGAGGAUGAGCUUCAGCUUUUACUCGACCAUCGGAACAAUGAAAUACAGAGUAGAAAAACGCAGUACCAGUGGACGUUUCAUUAUGAAGGACUGCCCAACGGAUACGACGACGGCUCAAAAGCUCUCGCAGAAGGCCACGCAUCAGCCACAUCUACAAACUCCUUUGAACAAUCGCUCGGAGGAAUAUCCAAGUCCAAAGACAAAUGGAAGUCAUUUGAAGAGAUGGAAAAGGUAAUUGGGGUCAAGAAGACGGCAAUAACAGAUUAUGUGAUGCAGAACUGGAAAGACGACAGCUUCUUUGGAUUCCAGUUUUUAAAUGGGGUUAACCCGAAUGCUAUCAAACGCUGCUCCCAACUUCCAUCAAACUUCCCCAUCACAAAUUGGAUGCUGAUGGACUGUGUCUCAGCUGGAUGGACUGUGUCUCAGCUGGAUGGACUGUGUCUCAGCUGGAUGGACUGUGUCUCAGCUGGAGGAACUGUCUCUCAGCUGGAUGGACUGUGUCUCAGCUGGAUGGACUGUGUCUCUCAGCUGGAUGGACUGUGUCUCUCAGCUGGAUGGACUGUGUCUCAGCUGGAGGAACUGUCUCUCAGCUGGAUGGACUGUGUCUCUCAGCUGGAUGGACUGUCUCUCAGCUGGAUGGACUGUGUCUCAGCUGGAUGGACUGUGUCUCAGCUGGAUGGACUGUGUCUCAGCUGGAGGAACUGUCUCUCAGCUGGAUGGACUGUGUCUCUCAGCUGGAUGGACUGUGUCUCAGCUGGAUGGACUGUGUCUCAGCUGGAUGGACUGUGUCUCAGCUGGAUGGACUGUGUCUCUCAGCUGGAUGGACUGUGUCUCAGCUGGAUGGACUGUGUCUCAGCUGGAUGGACUGUGUCUCAGCUGGAUGGACUGUGUCUCAGCUGGAUGGACUGUGUCUCUCAGCUGGAUGGACUGUGUCUCAGCUGGAUGGACUGUGUCUCAGCUGGAUGGACUGUGUCUCUCAGCUGGAUGGACUGUGUCUCUCAGCUGGAUGGACUGUGUCUCAGCUGGAUGGACUGUCUCUCAGCUGGAUGGACUGUGUCUCUCAGCUGGAUGGACUGUGUCUCAGCUGGAGGAACUGUGUCUCUCACCAAUUUGAAUUAUGAAACACUCAGAAACUUCAUAUGA
Molecule: messenger RNA, 1509 nt
Organism: Knipowitschia caucasica
Lineage: Eukaryota; Metazoa; Chordata; Actinopteri; Gobiiformes; Gobiidae
Source: the annotation of a GenBank genome assembly